Molecule: messenger RNA, 2682 nt
Organism: Girardinichthys multiradiatus
Lineage: Eukaryota; Metazoa; Chordata; Actinopteri; Cyprinodontiformes; Goodeidae
Product: polyserase-2-like
Exons: 10
Coding region: 69-1799 (576 amino acids)
Biological process (GO): proteolysis
Molecular function (GO): serine-type endopeptidase activity
Source: RefSeq, a predicted model, not a curated record
GGCAGGGUGAGGUGUGUUUGUAAAGAAGGUUAUUAAUGCUGAAGCAGAUCAGCUGACUUUAACUUGCAAUGAUGGCUCUCUACAAGGCGAUCUGUGUGACGGCUCUGCUGACUCUGCUGACACAAGAGUCUGCUUCACAGCUGUCAGCCUGUGGAAAGGCAACAUUGAACACCAGGAUUGUUGGAGGACAGGAGGCUCCAGCAGGGAGCUGGCCCUGGCAGGUCAGUCUGCACACCUCGGCUCACUUCUGUGGAGGAUCUCUGAUUAACAAUCAGUGGGUUCUGACUGCUGCUCACUGCGUCCCAAAUGGCAACCCAAACGGUAUCACGGUGUAUUUGGGCCGCCAGAGUCAGCAGGGAACCAACCCAAAUGAAGUCAGUCGGAAAGUAUCGCAGAUCAUUGUUCAUCCUGACUACAACUCCGUCACUGACAACAACGAUAUCGCCUUGAUGAAGCUCUCCACAGCUGUAAUGUUCACCUCGUACAUCUCACCCGUCUGCCUGGCGGGCUCAGACAGCACCUUUUACAGCAGCGUCAACUCCUGGGUUACGGGCUGGGGCGACAUUAGAUCUAGUGUGCCUCUUCCUAAUCCUCAAAACCUGAUGGAAGUGGAGGUGCCGGUUGUGGGAAACAGACAGUGUAAAUGUAGCAAAUAUGGAGCGAGCAAAAUCACUGACAACAUGAUCUGUGCAGGAUUACUCAAAGGAGGAAAGGACUCCUGUCAGGGAGACUCAGGAGGUCCAAUGGUAAGCAAACAAAAUGGCCGCUGGAUUCAGUCAGGAGUUGUGAGUUUCGGCAUCGGUUGUGCUCAGCCUGAUUACCCAGGAGUCUAUACUAGGGUCUCAAAGUAUGAGAAGUGGAUCAACUCCCAGAUCAAUACCAACCAGCCGGGCUUCGUCACCUACACAUCUUCUGGACCAGACAGCGACCUCAGUGUUUCCUGCACUGACGUGCCACCUAUCCCAACCCCCACAACAGCGGUAUACUGUGGCCGUGCUCCACUAGGUUCUCGUAUUUUGGACGGUAGUUCUGUGGCGACAGCUGGCGAGUGGCCGUCGAUGGCAAGCGUGCAGAAGAAGGGGCAGCAUGUGUGUGGAGGAACACUAGUGUCCAUGCACUAUGUUCUGAGCAACGCUGACUGCUUCUCAGGCUCCCCUAAUGUCUCUGAGUGGACGGUUGUGUUGGGUCAACUGAAGCAGAAUGGAUCCAACAGGUUUGAGAUGUCUUUGAAUGUGUCGAAUAUCACCAUGAGCAACCUGACAGGGUCCAACAUCGCAUUGCUUGAGCUGUCCACCAAGCCCACCCUGAACAACUACAUCCAGCCCAUCUGCCUGGACAAUGAUAGAAAUUUCAUGGCAGGUUCUACAUGUUGGGCUACUGGCUGGAGCUCUGGAAGAGGAGGAGAAGAGGCAAUUCUGCAGGAGUUUCGAACAUUGGUGCAAACUUGUGAUAAUGUGUCCUCAAGUGAGAAGAUUUGUACGGAACAGUUUACACUGGAACAAGGUGACUCUGGCGGUCCGCUCAUGUGCAAACAGAACGGUGUUUGGUUCCAGGCAGCUGUGCUGUUAACCGUGAACACCUCCACCAGUCUAAAUCGAGCCAGUUCUGUGAUGGUCUUUGACAAAGUCAGUCGUUUUCAGGAGUUCCUGAGUCGGACGCUUGGGACCUUCUUAUCUCCAGAACCCACCGUUAACAGUACCACCGCCCCAUCCUCCAGUAGAAUCCAUCAGGUUCACUUCCCCCUCUUCUUCUGCCUCCAUCUCCUCGUCCUCGCCUUGUGUCUCCCACUCUUCUCAUAGCAUUUGCUGAUUGCCACGAUGGUGGACUAAAGUCUAAACAAAUCUUUAAUUUCUAUAUAUUGAAACUGGUCCUCUGUCAGGGCUUGAGUCGUCCUCUUUGGGUUGAUGGUGGAAGCUGAAGGGGAGAUGUUUGAGGUUGCUGAAUCAAGCAUUUGGGGCUCUGAUCUUUUGAUUUACUGGUGAUGCACACAAUCCUGUGUAAAACACUAAAUUUGGUAUGUUUUCAUUAACAGGAGUUUUACUUAAGUCUGUUAUGUUCAAAAGUUCUCCAGAUGUUCUAAAUAUCGUUCAAUGCUUUUUUUAAAAAUAGUUGAUUAUUUUCCCUUUUGAAUUUGCAAACUGUAAGAAAAACUGAGGGAAGGUUUGGCUCCUUUGAAGCAGAAAGGUUAAAUUAAGACUUUAACCUUCUGAAGGUGAUAAUAUGAAGAAUUUUUAAAGCUGCUGUAAAUUUUACAAAUAUGUAUCUUAGCAGUGAUUUUCACAGAAUAAGAAGAAACAUGAAUAAUGUAGAUGAGACCGUUUUAUUAUUUUGAACAUUUGAAAUAAUUCUGUUAAAUUGUCUGAUAAGUUAAAUAGCUGUUUUGAUGAUUUUGAUGUUGGAUUCAAACAGAUUUACUGUGAAAGCAUAAUGUUCUCAAGUCGAGACCUGCUGACCAUUAUGGGAAGUUUUACCACAAACCAGUAUGCACUUAUUAUUCACAGACCAUAUUUGCACUAAUCACCAUAAUAAUAAUAAUAAUCUGUAAUUAUUCUGGGUUGGUUCUAUGUCUUCACACUGAAAUAUAAGUCAUGUUUUUAAAUUAACUGAUUGAUUUAGUGACUCUUUCUGUUGCAUAUUGUAGUUGUUUACAUAAUUAGCAAUAAAAUUAAAUAAAUACCCUAA